Messenger RNA from Osmerus eperlanus (European smelt), 5380 nucleotides. Its product is annotated as AT-rich interactive domain-containing protein 3B-like. Gene Ontology annotation, biological process: regulation of transcription by RNA polymerase II. The transcript is spliced from 9 exons. Lineage: Eukaryota; Metazoa; Chordata; Actinopteri; Osmeriformes; Osmeridae. Gene Ontology annotation, molecular function: DNA binding. The record is from RefSeq and is a predicted model, not a curated record. The coding region runs from base 308 to 2122 and encodes 604 amino acids. Gene Ontology annotation, cellular component: nucleus.
GCGGGCCCUAAUGAUGUUGUGCGCCUAAGCGGGGGGUGUCAUUCUGGGGGAAGGAAAAUCGAGUCAAAGGAGUUACCUCUAUGCCAAGCUUUUCGAGUUAUGAGAUCGGGCUAUUUUCGUGUCCGUUCUUUUCUACAAUUUAAAAAAGAAAAGUAAAAAACAACAACAUUUGAGAGUAACGACCUUCAUUCGCUCAUCUGCUGGUGGACAAAUUCAACACCGUUGUGCAUGCACUAUUUCUCAGUGUGUUUACAAGUGAUUGAAAGCGUGCCAGCGAAGAGGGAAUAGGAUAAGCAAGGAAGGAGGGAUGGUGGACAAUUCCGGUAGCAGCAAGGCACAAAUGCCCAGCAUGUCUCAGGAGGGAGGUCUGGUAGGGGGCUAUCCUCAGGGGGCCACGGCAGGGGGCAUGAAGCUGGAGGCUGUCAUGGAGCAGCUGCAGCGCCAGCAGCAGGCCCGGCUGGAGAUGGAGCGCAAGGAGCGACGGCUGCGUGAGGCCCACAUCAUGUACGCCCAGCAGGUAGCAGCCCAGCAGGCCAUCCUGGCUGCAGCCCGGGCUGGAGGGGCAGGCUUCAUGGCCAAGGGCCUGGCUGGAGUGGGGCCUGGAACCGGGCUGAUGUCCAGGGUCUCCAACCAGAGCAGCGUGGACUCUGAGAGAGAGGACGAGGAGGACAGGGGUCGAGACUCUGGGGACGACGAGGAAGAGGAAGAGAUGAUGGAGGGAGAUGAAGGGAGCGAGGAGGACGAGGGGAGUGCUGGUGGGCUGGAGUACCUCCGCAAGCAGACCAUGGCUCUGCAGCAAGGUGCCCCCCGCUUGCCGGCGCGGCAGUUUGGCAGUUACACAGCCUCCGCCCCCCUGCAGACAUCCUCGCCCCCUGUCAGAGUGAAGCAGGAGCCCGAUGAAAGUCUCUCUCCAGCUGGCCCUCACUCCGCCACCUCUCCCAACGGACAGGCUGACUGGAGCUUCGACGAUCACUUCAAACAGAAUGGGAACGCAUCCUGGGGGGACGAGGCUGACAGUGGCAGAGGGGGGAGAGGAGAAGCCUCCAGAGACUUUGCCAAGCUGUAUGAGUUGGACAACGACCCCAACAGGAAGGAGUUCUUGGAUGACCUCUUUACCUUCAUGCAGAAACGAGGGACCCCAGUCAACCGUAUCCCCAUCAUGGCCAAGCAGGUGCUGGACCUAUACAUGCUUUACAAGCUGGUGACCGAGAAGGGAGGCCUGGUGGAGGUCAUCAACAAGAAGAUCUGGAGGGAGAUCACCAAGGGCCUCAACCUGCCCACCUCUAUCACCAGCGCUGCCUUCACCCUCCGGACGCAGUAUAUGAAGUACCUUUACCCAUUUGAGUGUGAGAGGAAAGGUUUGAGUUCUCCUGGCGAGCUGCAAGCGGCCAUCGACAGUAAUCGCCGUGAAGGCCGGCGCCCCAGCUACAGCAGCAGCCUCUUCCGUUUCUCGCCCUCCCCCAGCACCGCGCCUCACAUCCUGUCCUCUCCCAAGAUGCACCUGUCCGCUCUGGGGGUCGGCGCCUCGGGGGGUCUCAAUGGAUUCCACGUCUCCCCCGGCCACUCCCUCAAGAAAGAAGACAUCCCCCCCUCCAUGCUGGCGGCCACGCGGCCCUCCAUGGCAGCGCUGGCUCUGGGGCAGCAGCAGCAGGUGGCCGGCCUGGCACGGGCAGCCACCCUGGAGCAGCUGAGGGAGAAGCUGGAGACGGGCGUGGGCGAGGGUCCCGAGAGGAAGAUGGCGAGGCUGGCAGAGGAGCAGCAGAGACUGAUGCAGCAGGCCUUCCAGCACAACCUGCUGGCUAUGGCCUCCCAGAUGCCCAUGAACCUGCGCCUGGGCACCCCCGCCAGAGAUGAAAAACAGGAUAUGUCUCUCAGCAUUUCCACCAAUGGAAACACCAGCAUCAGCGUGUCUGUGGAGGUCAAUGGCACACUCUACUCAGGAACCCUGUUUGCUCAGAAGGCUGGAGGUGGCGGAGGGACGGCCAUGUCAGCUGCUGUCCCUCCUGUAGCUAGCGCUAGCUUCAACUUCGCUGCCCCCUCGGCCCAGAGCCACAGUCCCACCUCCUCCUCAUCCUCCAAGGGGCCCGGCUCGGCCGAGCCAUCCACCAGCGGCUCACCUUAGCUGGGCCAGCUCUUGAACACGAUCCUCAGGCUUCUCCUAAAUGCCCAGGCCCAGCAUGAUUACAGAAAUCAUUAAGACAAAGAAACUGUUGCACAACAAAUACCUCAUCGCUCCUGUCAACCUUGGCUGUCCAUCACAUGAGAUCAUGUGUCCUCUUACACACACACACACACACGUGACAUGCACCUAUGCAUUUUAUUCCACAUACAAAUCACACACUCAUGACACAGACACUCUUAUCCCAAAAAGAUAUGCUAAACACAAUCAAAAAUCCACAGCCAAAACCCAUUGACAGGUGUUCCACAACCGAACUUGAAGAGUUUUAUUAUUUAGGACUUCUGUUUGUUGCCAUGUUGUUGUCCUUUUGAUUUAGUGUUUUAGAUUUUAUUUUUAUUUUUUAUUCUUUAUACAUACCUCUAAUCAAGUACCCUGCAGUGGCAUCUACACCUCAGUUGGACUAUACUUAAAAACAUGAAUUAACGUUUUUUUUUAUUGUUUUUCAUCUUGUCAAAAUCAUGUAUGUCCGCACCCCUACUUUCCAACUAUCAGAAAAGUAGUGUUAGCUCCAAGGUUUUUUAAGUUCCUGCAUUGGAUGGAGGAGUUGUGUGUAUGUUGGUGUGUGUGUCGCCCUCCACAGCGUUUGCAUGUAACCAUACCUUUCCAAACCUCACCUCCGCCUCUCCAUUUGGCGAGAGGCGCCUAUCUCAGGAAGCAUCGUGAUGUCUCAACGGGACGUUCUUUUACGCGGGGGGGCGGGGGGAGCGGGAAGGAUCAUACCGAAAGAAUGCACAAAUCGAAGAGACUGUUCUCAAAGAAUACCUCAGACUCUGGAAUGGAGAACGACACUACAUACCUCAUUGCUGCAGAGCCAACAUGACUUCAGUGGUGGUAAACCUCCACCAAAGUAAACUCCACGGUCCUCAGGAGUGGUCUCCUGAACUCUGGGCAUCUAGCUGUGCCACUGUCUGGCAGAGGUAGUGGGGACACAUACUGUACCAAGCUGAACUGGGAUAGGCUUGCUCUCCUGUACGUCAUCGGUGUUUGUUUAGUUUAGGUUUUAUUUAGGUCUGUAUGAAAUGAAAACAAUCUGUGCUGUGAGGCAAUGCGCCACAGGCAACAAUGUCACUCAGCAUGAGUACAAUCAGUUGACCAGUCAUUUCUCUAACACCCCCAGUAACUGAUCUGUGGUGGCCUUUUGGUUAUUGCACAGCUGAAUACCAAAGACUAGCAGAGUGAGUCCUCUAGCCUGGAACACACACACACAUAGACACACACCCAACCCUGUGCUGUCAUUGGCUAGUGGGGACCAAUAAAAUCAAGGUAAGAGAAUCUACAAAUUAGAAAGACAGCCAGAAUCAACUUUGCAUAGCCUUGACAUCCAUGUAUACGUACGCAGACCCAUGUGAGGAUGGGAGCCAAUGGGAGCCCAUCUCACUGGUUGCAAUCAGGUAUUGGGCUAUUAAGGUUCAGCCCGGAACGGCUCCACUCUGUAAGAACCGCUUCAGGGAAAAAUCUCCACAGUGAGCCAGAGUCUGGCUGACUGGAGAAAGAUCACAUACCAUUUUUCUCCGGUUUUCCACUCAAAGAGGUGAAGAGGCACUCUCAAAAGUAUUUCUUUACUCCCAACUGUCUGCUGCAUUUGAAAAGAAAAAAACAAGAUGUAGAUUUUUUUUUUCAGGGGGGAAAUAGAUUUUCUAGCUUUAACCGUGUUGAAUGUGAGGCAUUUUAACUGUUUUGAAAAACCUUUAUUCAGCCCCCAUGUUAAUCACAGAGCCGAACAAGCCUUGACGCUUUUUAGUGGACAGCGUAAAGCUGUUUGGUGUUGGGUUUUGCAGACCUUAUUGUAGCGCGGCUCACAGUUCCCGCUUUGAGGACCUGAAGCUAGCCCUGCAGUCCCUCAAGACGACAAACAAUAAGUCCACAUUUUGUACAGAUGAAAUACGUAGUUGAUGCCUUAAUAUCAGUUGCUGGUGAGAAAAACCAGAGCACGUUUCAGGAGCUCUCCGCUCAAAAGUACUGUUUGUUUUACUUCAAGCUUAAUCCUUUGAAGAGUUGAACGGUGUUUCCACUGUCUUUUUAAUUCAAUCAUUCAGACAUUAGACACCUACCACCAGGUUUGUUUAUACGUUUCCAAACCAAGGUUUGCUAUUUAUUUGCGUUGAUUUUAUUUUUUCCUUCUGAUGGACAUACAGUAUAUAAUGAUGACUUAGCUCGAUCACCUACUGUAGGAGGUGUUGCUAGAAUACUUCUGGUUUCUCUGUCGUUUUAGAAAAAGAAAACAUUUGUUUAAUCCAAUCAGUCAGUUUGACAGUGUAACCUUACAGCCUUUGCAUGAGUGUCUGAGAGAGAGUGAGUGGAUGUGUGUAUGCAAGUGGGGGGGUUGUUUUUAACUGUAAUGCCAUAUAUAUGAUACUGCAGCAGGGCUGGCAGAACAUAAACAAUAACAUGAACGGGCAGACAAACCCACAUACUCUGUGAAUACAGUUUACAGCUCAGGCUAACAUUGUGAUUGUGUGUGAUUGUGUGUGUGUGUGUGUACAUGUGUUCUUGAAGACCCCCUACCUCUUAUCACCAUGUUACCUCAUUGAGCUGCAGUCAUUGUUGCAUUUGAUGUUGAAGUCAUGACCUAUGGCAUGUCUACUUAUAGUGACACCAACAAAUGCAAAGCUAUUGUGACUCACCUCGUGCUCUUUUAGACUCAUUUGGGUGUUGCUUUUAUCUUUUUUUUCCCUCUUCAGUUACAGACAAGGUCACAUCACUCAGGAAACUGUGAAGUUGGAAGUCUGCAGACCGUUGUCUAAGACUGUUAGGAGUUCAUUAGCUUUGUAGUAGUUUUACAUCUAACGUGAUCUGUGUAAACAGGUUCAUAUGCAAGUGGUUAUUGAAUAUACCUCAUUUAUCAAUUUUAUGUUGUUUUUGGCUUGUACAAUGCUCCUUAUAUAAAUUGAUCUGUGGGGUUUGUGCAUCUUUUUUGUACUGUUGUUAUUAUUAUGGACAUGAUAAUAAUGAUAUUACUGAUAUUAUAGUUUUUCUUUUUGAAUUCAAGCAAAAUUAGGACAGAACAUGUGAAUUCUUGUUAAACUGGUUUGUGCAGAUUGUAUUUAAAAGAGGAGCACUUUUCCAAAGUGAUUUUGACACAUUCAGUUUUGUUCACAUUAGUAAUAUAAACAUGUGGUUCUCAGGGCUUUAAACUUGUAUGUCAUGAUAAAGUUUUACUUUAUAUCUUAAAAGGAGUGUUUUUGUUUUUGAUCUGCAUUG